AUGAAUCGUCAUCAUCGGCUUCCACUGACAGCAUUGCGCAAUGAUGCCAAUGUCUUUGCGUCACGACUGGAUGGAUUGGACGCGCCUACCGUCUGGCAUGAGUUUUCACCCUUGGCUCAAGAAUACGAGUCCAUCAAUUUGGGGCAAGGCUUUCCCGAUUGGAAUCCUCCUGAUUUUUGCAUUGAUGCCAUGAGACAAGCAACGGACCCCAAGUUCAACAGAAAUGCCAAUCAAUAUGCCCGUUCCUAUGCGCACCUACCAUUGGCCAAUGUUUUGGCAGAAGGGUAUUCCAAAAAAUGGAAUCGAGAAAUCAAUCCAGCCACUCAAAUUGCCACGGCCUCUGGUGUCACAAAUGUUUUGUAUUGUGCCUUGCAAGGACUGAUUGACAAGGGUGAUGAAGUUUUGCUGUUGGAACCCGCGUUUGACAUUUACUCUUCCCAAGUCAACAUGGCUGGUGGAACUUGUGUCUAUUGUCCACUGCGACCUGAUCUAACAAGUAAAGGAACCGCCUCGGAUGUCUUUACCCUGGACAUGGACGAGCUUCGCAGCAAGAUAACUGACAAGACCAAGGUUUUGAUUCUAAACACGCCGCACAAUCCAACCGGCAAAAUGUUCAGUUUGAAGGAACUACGAGAGAUUGCACAAACUGUCUUGGAGCAUCCAAAUCUUAUUGUCAUUUCGGAUGAAGUUUACGAACACAUUGUCUUUGAUACGAAAGAGGAACCACACUUGAGCAUCGCCAGUAUUGAUGACGGCAUUCUGUGGGACCGCACAUUGACCAUGUCCUCUUCUGGCAAAACAUUUUCCUGUACGGGUUGGAAAGUGGGUUGGGCCAUUGGACCGCCUCAUCUGGUAAAGGCAGUCACGGCCAUUCAACAGUGGGUAAACUUUUCUUCCGCGACACCCACUCAAGAUGCAAUUGCGCUUUCCCUGCAACAAGCCAAGGAACCCUAUCAGGGAUUCGAUAAUUACUACGAAUGGUUAGCUAAUGAAUAUGAACGGAAGAGGGGCUUGCUGACAAAGGCACUUCAGGGGGCAGGAAUGAAUUCGAUCACGCCACCGGGAGGAUUCUUCAUCAUGGCAGACACUAGUCAGAUUGACUUUCCAUAUGAAACGAUUGCGAAGCAGCCUUCCGAAGCCAUGCCUUCUGCUCAAAUGCCACGAGACUGGGCACUGAGUCGGUGGUUGACCCAAGAAGUUGGAGUGACGGCCAUUCCACCGUCAGCCUUUUACUCGGAAUCCAAUAUUCAUUUGGCCAAGGAUACCUUACGGUUUGCCUUUUGCAAAGGCGAUGACACCAUCUUGGAGGCUGGAAGGAGAUUGAACGUCUACUUUUCAUAG
Molecule: messenger RNA, 1341 nt
Organism: Cylindrotheca closterium
Lineage: Eukaryota; Bacillariophyta; Bacillariophyceae; Bacillariales; Bacillariaceae
Source: the annotation of a GenBank genome assembly